Molecule: messenger RNA, 2526 nt
Organism: Colletotrichum chrysophilum
Lineage: Eukaryota; Fungi; Ascomycota; Sordariomycetes; Glomerellales; Glomerellaceae
Exons: 9
Coding region: 1-2526 (841 amino acids)
Biological process (GO): carbohydrate metabolic process
Cellular component (GO): extracellular region
Molecular function (GO): flavin adenine dinucleotide binding; oxidoreductase activity, acting on CH-OH group of donors; cellulose binding
Source: RefSeq, a predicted model, not a curated record
AUGAAGUUCUUCGGUCGCAACGGUGCUCUGGCAGCCCUCUUGGCGGCUUCGCCGCUCCUAGAAGGAGUUGCAGCUCAGGCCUCGACUCCAACAACCUACACCGACCCGACAACCGGCAUCAUCUUCAGCACAUGGUCUGCUACGACUGCCCAAACCGCCGGCGGCCUGACGUACGGUUUCGCUCUACCUCAAAAUGCACUCACGGUGGAUGCCAACGAAUACGUUGGCUAUCUCCAAUGCGCUUCCAAGAAUGGCCAAGGUACCGGUUGGUGCGGUAUCUCCCUCGGCGGCACGAUGACGAACAAGCUCCUUGUGAUGGCAUGGCCCAACGGCAACGAAAUCCUCACCUCCUUCCGCUGGGCAACUGGCUACGACAUGCCGGCCGUCUACGCCGGUGACGCCAAGCUCACCCAGAUCUCCUCGACCAUCAACGCCACCCACUACACCCUCAUCUACCGCUGCCAGAACUGCUUCCAAUGGAAUCACAACGGUGCUACUGGUAGCGUCAGUACCUCGGCUGGCUCCAUGGUUCUUGGCUGGGCCCAGGCGUUCAGCAGCCCGACCAACCCAACCUGCCCGGCCAACAUCGUUCUUGCACAACACGAGAACCAGAACAUCCACGGGACCUCGCUCAACAGCGACAUUGCUAACCCAUCGUACUCUGCCUGGGCUGCCCUGGCCACCAAGACUGUCACAGGUAGCUGCGGUGGAGGAAGCACAUCCACGUCCGUUCCGACUGCAACGUCGACUGCGGCCCCAGGUCCUACUGGUGUCCCUGUCCCCUCUCAGUCUUACGACUACGUCGUGAUUGGUGCUGGAGCUGGCGGUAUUCCUUUAGCUGACAAGCUUAGUGAAGCCGGCAAGAGCGUGCUGCUCAUCGAGAAGGGCCCUCCAUCUUCCGGCAGAUGGGGUGGCACGAUGAAGCCUACUUGGCUUGCUGGCACCAACCUCACCCGCUUCGAUGUGCCUGGACUUUGCAACGAGAUCUGGGAGAACUCAGCCGGUAUCGCCUGUCAAGACACUGACCAGAUGGCGGGCUGCGUCCUUGGUGGUGGAACAGCCAUCAACGCUGCGCUUUGGUGGAAGCCAUACUCACUGGAUUGGGACUACAAUUUCCCCACUGGCUGGAAGUCAUCUGACGUAGCUGCUGCAACAUCGCGGGUAUUUUCCCGCAUUCCGGGGACCACCACACCGUCUCAGGACGGCAAGGUCUACCUCACGGCAGGCCGCGAUGUUAUUUCGGCCGGUCUUAAGUCUGGCGGUUGGACUGAGCUCGACCUGAACGCGAACCCCAACUCCAAGAACCGCACUUUCGGCAAGACGCCGUAUAUGUAUUCAGGAGGCGAACGCGGUGGGCCGAUGGCGACGUACCUCGUGUCUGCCAGCAAGCGCUCCAACUUCAAGCUGUGGAUGAACACCGCCGUGAAGCGUGUCGUCCGUACCGGCGGCCACAUCACUGGUGUUGAGGUUGAGCCAUACCUCAGUGGGGGAUACCAAGGCACCGUCAACGUAACCGCGAUCACUGGCCGAGUGAUCCUGUCAGCUGGGACGUUUGGCAGUGCGAAAUUGUUGCUGCGCAGUGGAAUCGGACCAAAGGACCAGCUUGACGUUGUCAAGAGCUCCACCGAUGGGCCAACAAUGAUCUCGAACAGCUCGUGGAUCACACUUCCCGUUGGCUACAACCUUGAGGAUCACACCAAUACUGAUCUGGUGGUUUCGCACCCUGCUGUGGAGUUCUACGACUUCUAUGAGGCGUACGACGACCCGAACGUUACUGACAAGAACUUGUACCUCAACAAGAGGAGUGGUAUCCUGGCUCAAUCAGCGCCCAACAUUGGGCCUCUCUUCUUCGAGGAACUCAAGGGUGCCGAUGGCAUUACUCGCCAGCUUCAGUAUACUGCUCGCAUGGAGGGCAGCCUGGGUGCUCCCAACGGAAAGUCCAUCACCAUCAGCCAGUAUCUCGGUCGCGGUGCAACCUCCCGUGGCAGAAUGACAAUCCAGGGCAACCUUGGUACUGUCGUCUCGACCGUGCCCUACCUUCGCGACCAAAACGACGUCGAGGCCGUCAUCAAGGGCAUUGAAAAUCUCCAAGCUUCCCUCAAGAAUGUCGCCAACCUGACGUGGCUGUUUCCCGAGCCGGGAACGACGGCGAGGAACUACGUCAACAACAUGCUGGUAUCAUACUCCAACCGUCGUGCGAACCACUGGAUCGGCACUAACAAGCUUGGCACUGGCGAUGGCCGCAACGGUGGCGAUGCCGUCGUUGACCUCAACACCAAGGUCUGGGGUACAGACAACCUCUUCGUUGCAGAUGCGUCCAUCUUCCCGGGCAUGGUGACAACCAACCCCUCGUCCUACAUAGUCGUCGCAGCGGAGCAUGCUGCUGCAAAAAUCCUCGCCCUUGCGACGGCCAAGGCUGGUGCGCUGUACGACCAGUGCGGUGGUUCGACAUGGAAUGGGAGCUUCCAGUGCGCCACGGGCUUGAAGUGCACUUUCAAGGACUCCUACUAUUCUCAGUGCUUGUAA